AUGGACAAGACCUCUCUCCGUGGAACCAUAUCUCAUCUUGGGGCUCUCAUUCAGGAGCUAAUGAGCGAUGAAGAUCUCAAGCUUUCAGCAUUCUGCACACCUGACAACAUCAAGCCGGCCAAGACUCGACGCAAGUAUGUUCGAGUACCCUGCAAGAUCGAUAUCGUCGUGUGCGGGCCUUUCGGCUUCUUCGACGACAUCGGCGAAUGGCUCGAGGAAAACGACGUGUAUCUUCAGGAUCCCCGCAUCGUAGCCCAAGAUGUCAAGUACUGCAACCCACACCGACUAUCUUUUUCAGGGUGGAAUGAGUGCCCGAUGGUAUCGCAAGUCGUUGCUAAGGUCUCGAAAACCGUCUAUCUCCGCGACAUUACGGACGGAGAUAGCUUUCUUGAUGAUUACUUCUCUUCUGAAGUGGAACUUGAGGAGACUGAACAACCACGAUGCGUCGUGACACCCUUGAAAAGACACCAGAAGCAAGCAUUAACCUUCAUGCUACGGCGGGAAGAGGGCUGGUCUAUGCAAGGACCCCAUAAGGACCUCUGGACAAUCCGAGACAGCGACCAAGGCCGUCUGUUUAUCAACACAAUCUCGCAACUUUGCCAUGAAGAGCCGCCACCGGAGUUGAACGGAGGUAUAAUUGCCGAUCCCAUGGGCCUGGGGAAAACCUUGACCAUGAUCGCAAUGGCGGCUGUGGACGUGGAUGCCGACAAGAAUGCUUUGGCGGAUGAAGAGCUAGAAGUACCGUCUAGACACAUUGUUCGAGCUACUCUCGUCAUUGUUCCUCCAUCUCGAACUCCGAUCCAGAACCAGCUAAACGACCUCGUGACGCUCUUGAAGUUCAUCCGCGCAUAUCCAUACCAUGAAAAACGCAAGUUUGAAGAAGACAUCACCCGACUCCUGAAGGAGGAAGACCCCGAUCAAGAGGGAGUAGCGCGGCUGCAGCGCCUUUCGUCUUGUCUCCUCCUGCGUCGGCCAAAGAGGACGAUUCAACUACCGAGACGAUACGACAAGGAGUGCCCGGUAGAUUUUACAGGCCUCGAAAGAGAAAAGUACAAUGAACUAAAGAAUAGGGCCAUUGUGAGCAUCAAUGCGGCCUUGCAGCAAGGCACUGAUAUGAACAGGUCGGGCAUGUAUGUGAAUAUGCUUCAGCAGAUUGAAUCUCUCAGACUAUUUUGCGAUCUAGGUCUCAAUUACCACACUAGACACGAAGCUAUGGCCCCAACAAUGGGUCAUUCAUCAGACAUGGCUGCGUGGGCGUCGAUUGCACAGCAGGCAUUCAUCUCCCACUUGGAAAUGGGCCCGGUCUACUGCUCGCUGUGCCAGUCGAGCCUGAGCCUAACGGACAUGGAAAAUCCCGUCGACGAUGGAGUCCAGCUGAAAAAGCCCCUAUUCUCUCGAUGUCUAAGAUAUGUCUGCGCCGAAUGCGCCUCCAACCUGUCACGGAAUGGCCGCGCGUUUCAGUGCGAGCACAGCAAUGCAUGUCCAGCCGUACCUGUUUCCAAUAGCAUCUACUCUCUGGAAGAUGUCCACAACGAAAUCCCAGAACCAGAGAAGCUCUCGGAUAGGUUUCCAUCGAAGGUCGUGGCCCUGGUUUCUGACAUCGAAACGCAACCAGUCGAUGUCAAAUGCAUUGUGUUUUCUUCGUGGAGACUCACACUCAAUGUGGUGGAGGCAGGCUUAAACCAGGCUUCGAUUCGCUGUCUCCGAUUUGAUGGUAAAGUUCCCCAAAGCCAGCGCCAGUCAGUCAUAGAUCAGUUCAAGAACGACCCGUCGAUCCGUGUGCUCCUGCUGACUCUCGCGUGCGGAAACUUUGGCUUGACCUUGACCGAGGCUUCUCGAGCGUAUUUGAUGGAACCCCACUGGUGA
This is a messenger RNA of Scedosporium apiospermum, 1866 nucleotides long. RefSeq lists its product as uncharacterized. The coding region runs from base 1 to 1866 and encodes 621 amino acids. The transcript has 6 exons. Gene Ontology annotation, molecular function: ATP binding; ATP-dependent chromatin remodeler activity. The record is from RefSeq and is a predicted model, not a curated record. Lineage: Eukaryota; Fungi; Ascomycota; Sordariomycetes; Microascales; Microascaceae.